AUGACAAUGACUCAAAGACAGCCAAUUCCUGUUACAAUUCUUUCUGGUUUUCUGGGUUCUGGUAAGACCACUCUCUUGGAGAGAAUUCUCACUGAGAACCAUGGAUUGAAAAUUGCUGUUAUCAUAAAUGAUAUGUCGCAAGUGAACGUGGAUGCGGCACUGGUCCAGCAGCAUAAAGUUUCCAAUCAAGAAGAAAAACUGAUUCAAUUACAAAACGGAUGCAUUUGUUGUACUCUAAGAGGAGAUUUGCUUGAAGAAUUGCUAGGUUUAUCCGAACAGGGUGCUUUUGAUUAUAUCGUUAUCGAAUCUACCGGUAUUGCCGAGCCUAUGCAAGUAGCAGAGACCUUCUCGACUGAUUUCUCACAGGCUUUACUAGAUACCCCAGGUGGUAUACCAGAGAAUGAAGAAUUGUUACUGAAACGGGUGGUCGAACUCGGUGGUUUGGAGAAAGUCGCCAAGAUCGAUACUUGUGUCACUGUCGUGGACGCAGCAAAUUUCCUAUCAAACAUCGAGACAACUGAAUUUCUAGCUCAAAGAUUUGGUGAGAGUGGUCAGAAUGAGUCGGAACGUACAGUGACCAAUCUAAUGGUAGACCAGAUCGAAUUCGCGGAUGUUAUCAUCAUUAACAAGGUCUCUAGAGUCAAGAAGAAUGAUCUGUUGAAGAUCGGAAAGAUGAUUAGCAGCUUGAACCCGGUAGCUAAGAUUCUACGUUCAGACUAUUGUAAAGUACCAAUUAAAGAAAUUAUCAAUACCGGUUUGUAUGAUUUCGAAAAAGCUUCCUCAUCGGCGGGCUGGUUGCAAAGUAUCCACGAAAUGACCUUGAGAGAAGGUUUUGGUGAUAAGACUAAAAGUGUCCUGACGCCAAAACCCGAGACUGAAGAGUAUGGUGUCAACAGUUUUGUUUACAACUCAAGAAGACCUUUUCAUCCAGAAAGGUUGUAUUAUUUAUUAAAGGACAAGUUCUUUAUCAUUGAAGAAACUCCAACGGCAGAAGAAGAGACCGACAACGAAGAAGGUGAACAAGAAGAUGAAGAAGAGACUGCUAACGAAAAAGAUGAACAAGGAGAUGAAGAAGAGGACCAAGACGGAGAAGAAGAUGAAGUUAGCGAGGAAGAAUUGUUAAAGAACAAGAAAAGUUCACCUUUUGGACCGUUGCUUAGAUCGAAGGGGUUCUUCUGGUUAGCCACAAGACACAUAAUGAGGGGUGAAUGGUCAUCUGCUGGUCUCAUGUUGACUUUGAAAGGUGGUAUCCCAUGGUUUGAUGUCAGUGGCCUCGAAGGUAUCCCAGAAGAUACCGCAGAGAUUAUUCGCCAGGAAUUUGAAGAACCUCAUGGUGAUAGACGUAACGAAAUUGUUUUCAUUGGUCUUGGCAUUGAUAAAGAAGCACUCGCGAAAACCUUGGAUAGUUGUCUGCUGACUGAUAAGGAAUACGAGAAAUUCAUGAAAAUUAUCAGCCAAGAGAAAAACCUCCUGAAGGUCGAAAGAAAGCUCGCAAAUACCUUCGAUGACGGCUUCGAAGACUGGAUUUUGAUCGACGACGACGACGUAGAAGAAGAGGAAGAAGAGGAAGAAGAAGAAUAG
Messenger RNA from Torulaspora delbrueckii, 1581 nucleotides. RefSeq lists its product as uncharacterized. Bases 1 to 1581 code for a protein of 526 amino acids. NCBI's taxonomy places the organism in Eukaryota, Fungi, Ascomycota, Saccharomycetes, Saccharomycetales, Saccharomycetaceae. The transcript has a single exon. The record is from RefSeq and is a predicted model, not a curated record.